Messenger RNA from Drosophila melanogaster (fruit fly), 6672 nucleotides. It is a transcript of the gene Octbeta2R, whose product is annotated as octopamine beta2 receptor. Bases 2761 to 4371 code for a protein of 536 amino acids. Gene Ontology annotation, molecular function: G protein-coupled receptor activity; DNA-binding transcription factor activity; octopamine receptor activity. Gene Ontology annotation, cellular component: plasma membrane; membrane. The record is from RefSeq and is marked reviewed. Lineage: Eukaryota; Metazoa; Arthropoda; Insecta; Diptera; Drosophilidae. The transcript is spliced from 7 exons. Gene Ontology annotation, biological process: regulation of DNA-templated transcription; adenylate cyclase-activating G protein-coupled receptor signaling pathway; signal transduction.
GUGUGAUUAUUGGGUGCAAUUAAUAAAAUGUUGUCGCGCAAAUUUAUAUACACGUGUAUAAAACUAAUGCAAAAUGCCAGCCGUCGCACGUCCGUUCAGUUUUACAUGCCAAAUGGCCAAAGGAGAAAUAUUUUCGAAAAGAAACACGCUCAGCGAAAGGCAGUGAAAUAUGCACAAACCCUAAUCGCAAUCACCAGCGUUAUUUGUUAUGUGCCCAGUGCAAAUGCGAAAUGCGAAAUGCUGAAUGCAAAUGCAACAGUCGAGGGCCCAACGCUGGAGGGAGCAAUAGUCAUACAGAAGCUAUCGCCGCCGCUACGAUAGCGAUAACAUAAAUAAGAACAGCCAAAGCGAAUCACGGACGGCAGAGCCACUCAUCUAUAAGCCAAGACCCACAGUCGAACACUCACACUCACACACACACUCAAAAUAACACACAAACCCGUAAUGCCAAGUACCCCGGGCACUGCAAUCAAAGUAGCUGGUGGGUGGAAGUGGGGGCUCAUGUUCUGGGGGGCAGUGAAAUACACAUAAAACAAAUAUCAUAAGCGGUGAUCAAUGGCCUAUUAGCAGCGGGAAGGUUAACCCGAUCUUUGGCUUGCUCAACUUGGAAAAGCGCCAGGGCGUGGCAGGAAAAUCAACAACCCUUCGCGCCAUAUGGCUUGACUCACUGCGGCAACUUCAGCGCGUGUGGACACUUUCAUUUCCCUAAUUAACAGUCCAAACGGGAAAUUCGAAGCCAAAAACCGAAACCGAAAAUCAAAAAAUCCAAAAGCAAAACGCAAAAAUCAACGCGUAGGAAUUGUACAAUAAAUAAUACGAAAAAUAAAACCCCUACGCGAGUGACCAACGUAUAAUUUAAAGCUCGUGGCCACCAAAAUGCGAGUGGCCAAUUGGUUGUACGUACCAUUUUGGCAACAACCACAGCUGCGAGCCAGAACAUCAAACAGUCGGCCAAGAUGCGAGCGUUGAAAACAUCAUCAUCAGGAAAUAAAUUCGGGAAAAAUGAAUAAAAAUAUAAAUAUAAAGCGAUAUGAAUAAAUACAUGAACUAGCACAUAGCCAAAGCGAUAUUCUAAAUGAGUGCUAGGGGGCAAAAAAGGCAUAGGACAUAGGAUUUUACCAUUUUCCCAACACUUAGUAUUGACGGGCAUUGCGGGGUACUGAGGGUAUGGUAUUGGACCGAAGAUGCCGACCAGAGCGGAAUAUACAUAUCGAGAUAUAGAUUCUGAUAUGGCGGCUGUAUGCUAAAAGGCAUUUAAAGCGAAUGACAUUCUUUCGCCCAGCUGUUGUCAUAUAAAUCACAGCUUUUAAACAGGGUGUGUCUUUAGAGUUUGGUUACUUAAAUUUCAAAUUUAAGAUGAUAAAGUUUCAUAGAAAUUAAAGUUAAAAAAGUUCAAUUCUAUUUAAAAAUCAAGGUCAUUGAAAUUUUAAAAUAUAUUUUAAUUGGUUAUAAAAAAUUUGCUACUUUGCAAUUCUCAAUUUCAAUUGCCUUAACAGAAUGAUGAUAUAUUUUGAAGUAUAUAAAACAUUUUUUAAUAAACGAAUACUAACUUAACAUUAUUAAAUGGCUAAUUGUUGACCACAUCAUAGCCCAGUCCCUUAAAACAUAAACAGUGAUUUAUAACACGAUAAAAAGACACACCCUAUUCCAUUCGCAUAAAUGUAGGUAAAACACGCACAACAUCAACAACUCAACUUCUGCGUCAGUAAAUAAACAAAUAUUGACUCAAAUCGAUACAAAUGCCAGCGGCAACAACUAGAUAAUGCACAAAAGUGAUUAUAAUCGGGGCAACAAAAAAAAAAAAAGAAGAAGAAAAGCGAGCCCAUGUUUUUCCAAGCUUUUAAUAAUGUGUUCUUUUCUUUGUUUUUUUUUUCCUUCUUUCCUUUCUCGAUGGAACAUUUAUGGCACAGUUCCAGGAGGCCAUAACAUCGAAUAAUAAUAUCUGAAUUAAGAGCAGCAGAACUAAAAAACCAACCACUUGGCCGAAACAAACUAAAAAUAAUUCGAAGCCCGAGAAAUGUUAAAAAUAAACCCAAAAGAAAUCAACGAAUAUUUUUCGGAGGCAAAACAAGUCGGCGGCAACCGCAGCAGCCGCGGUGGCAAAGAAUAUGAACAGAAUUAAAAGGCAGCUGCUUGGAGGCUAGGCUACCAAAAAAUAAAUAUUAAAAAAAAAACCCAAUCAGCGAGCAGAAGCAGCAAAAGCGAAUUAACACAAAAAAUAUCAAAAAGUAAAAUAGAAAAUAGAAGCCGCACAACAGUAAAUAGCCGAAAAAAUUGUCGUCCAGCCGAGGUAGCCUCUCCAUCAGCGGCGGAGCAGGCGGAAAAGCUACGGAAAAUCAACGGAAAAGCGAGGCCAUCACAAGAGCUCGCGUGGGCGGCGUUCGCUGGCAAGGACAGCGGUUGGUCGGUUGGUCGUUGACGUUGGCAGCGUCUGAAACUGAGGCGGAUUCUGAAGCGGAGGAGCGGCGACGUUGUCGUGGCCACACGGUUUACGCUCCACGGUCCGCGGGCCACUUACGCGAAUCAAUUUCCGUUGCGGUGGCCGUUUCAGUUUUGGUUUCAACGUCGCCGGCGCCACGCGUGUCGUGAUUUCCCAAUGGCGCUUCCUCCAGUGGGUGUUUCAACCUAAAAGUGCGAUAAUAAAAUACGGAUCUACCACACAGUGUUACUAAAAAGAUAGAGAAAGAGAUAGAAAGAGAGCGCUACAAGCCAAAGAUAAGUUAUAAAUUAUUGUAAAAUUAAAACCAGACAACGAGACUCAUGUUGUUGUGCGACGGACUUGGCCCGGAGCCACCGCGGCAAAGGCAUCGAAAUCGAACCAGUGCCGCCAGGAUUAGAAAAAGACCGAAAUGCUGCUGCGGCGAUGGCGGCAGCGGCAAUCAGGCGGAGCAGCCCGGCGGGAUAGUUAGCAACCCAAUUAGUUAUGGCCAAAGUCUGACAACAUUGGCGCGGGUCACGGCGGCCGCACUGACCACGGCGGCCAUGCUGCACACAACGAAUGCCCUGGCUGCCACCGGCUCAUCCAGCGCAUCCAACUCUUCCACCGGCGGAAUAGCACUGCCGCUGGGCACUGCCACACCUGCCACACACGAACUGAAUGCCACACAGCCGUUUGGCGGCUCGGGUCUGAACUUCAACGAAAGCGGCGCAGGAUUAAGUGACCAUCAUCAUCAUCAACAACACAAUCCCGACGAGGAUUGGCUGGACAACAUCGUUUGGGUGUUCAAGGCCUUUGUCAUGCUGCUCAUCAUCAUUGCGGCCAUCUGCGGCAAUCUGCUUGUUAUUAUUUCUGUGAUGCGUGUUAGAAAAUUAAGAGUUAUAACGAAUUACUUUGUAGUUUCCUUAGCCAUGGCUGAUAUAAUGGUCGCUAUUAUGGCCAUGACAUUUAACUUUAGUGUGCAAGUAACUGGGCGGUGGAACUUCAGCCCCUUCCUGUGCGAUUUGUGGAACAGCCUCGAUGUCUACUUCUCAACAGCGAGUAUUUUGCAUUUAUGCUGCAUAUCUGUGGAUAGAUACUAUGCUAUUGUUAAGCCCCUCAAGUAUCCGAUUAGCAUGACGAAACGCGUGGUCGGCAUUAUGCUGCUAAACACAUGGAUAUCGCCGGCACUGCUCUCCUUCUUGCCCAUCUUCAUCGGCUGGUACACCACGCCGCAGCACCAGCAGUUCGUCAUCCAGAAUCCGACGCAGUGCUCGUUCGUGGUGAACAAGUACUACGCCGUCAUCUCGAGCUCCAUAUCGUUCUGGAUACCCUGCACCAUUAUGAUAUUCACCUACCUGGCCAUCUUCCGGGAAGCCAAUCGGCAGGAGAAGCAGCUGAUGAUGCGGCACGGCAAUGCCAUGCUGAUGCACCGACCAUCCAUGCAGCCAUCAGGCGAGGCGCUGAGCGGAUCCGGGUCGUCGAAAACAUUGACGCUGCACGAGGUCGAGCAGGAGCACACCCCCACUAAGGACAAGCACUUAAUCAAAAUGAAGCGGGAGCACAAGGCCGCACGCACGCUGGGCAUCAUCAUGGGCACCUUCAUCCUCUGCUGGCUGCCUUUCUUCCUGUGGUACACACUCUCCAUGACCUGCGAGGAGUGCCAAGUGCCGGACAUAGUCGUCUCAAUCCUCUUCUGGAUCGGGUACUUCAACUCAACGCUAAACCCGCUGAUCUACGCGUACUUCAACCGCGACUUCCGGGAGGCGUUCCGCAACACGCUGCUCUGCCUGUUCUGCAAUUGGUGGAAGGAUCGCCACCUGCCUCUGGACAUCGACAUCCGGCGCUCCAGCCUGCGCUACGACCAGCGGGCGAAGAGCGUCUACUCGGAGAGCUACCUUAACUCGACAACGCCCUCGCAUCGCCGCCAGUCUCAGAUGGUGGACAACUUAUAAUACAGGGAUGAGGCGCUGCUGACCCCCAUCGCCCAGCAGCAGCAGCGGCUGGCGGCGGGCGGAUCCCGCCUGGGCGGACAAUUGGCAGCUGCCGCCAAGGAUGGCAGGGAGUCGAAGGAUGCAAAGGAUACGGGCAAGGAUGCGGGCAAGGGCAAAUCCAAUGUCGAUUGCUUGGCGGGCGACGAUGUGCAGGAGAUCCAGAUUGAAAUACCCAUGGAGUACAUCAACAAAUGGAACAAGAACAACAAUGCCGCCGCCUCGACGGCCUCGAGUCAUGUGUAAAUGGUGCAAAUGGUGCAAAUGGUGCGACUGGUGUAAGGAUGCGAAUCGAAUCAAUCGAUGCCAGCCGGAUGGGUGGAAUCAAUUUAAUGCAAUUAAAGUGUUCCAUUAAUUUGUAAAAUUAAUAUGCCGGCAAAUGCGUCGGCUGAUUUACUCGUAAUGUUGACAUUAUUCAAUCUGUGGAGCGUGCCAUUUCAUUUUCUUCACAUUUUUUCAUUUUUGUUUUCGUUUUUAAAACAUUUAAUCUCAAUUCGAGUUUGCCGGGUUCCUUGGAGCACAGAUCGGGACUUUGUAUAGGAUAACUUAUUUAUUUAUGAUUUUAUGUCGUUUAUAUCUUGUUGUAAAUACUGAGUAUUUUUGUACGACUAAAUUAAGCACAGGUUGUAAACUCAUUUCGAUAAAUGUAUAUGAAUAUGUAAUAUGUAUGUACGUACGCCAAUCGAAAAUCUGUAAGCCGUAAAGCAUUUUGCUCACGAAAAGAAAUAACCACAAAUAAAUUAUUCAAAAUGGCAAUCACUGCAACUCACUGAGCUAUGCGUGUACAUAGGGAUUCGCAAAAUCGACGAGCUAAAGCUAAAACUAAAACUGUGCCAAUUAAGAGACCGCAAAUUAUAGACAACUACGUGAGAAGUCCUGCGAAUAAACAACCACACCCCCAACGCAAUUAGAAUCGGAGAAUAUUGAUAAAUUUAUAGAGAUACAAACAAAAGUCACGGCAGCUAAAGCAAAGCUAAAACCCAAUUGUUAUUUCAACGACAAUCGCAUGAAUUGAAAAUGCUCAAAAUACCUAAAGUAAACCCCUAAAUCGUAUAAUCAACUAAACAUAGCGAGAAUAUAUAGUCAAAACCAUAUAUGUAGGACCCUGGCGAUUGGUCAAAACCAAAGUCCGUCUAAAUUAGCCAACAUAUAGUGCAUCGAUAUCAGACUAACCAAAUUACGUGUGUGUGAGUGUGUGUUUCCGUUUCCGUUUCAAAGUGCCAGCGUCGGGUUCAAAGGUCACGAGUGAAAGUGCUUCGGAUAAUCGGUGAUUGCGUUGCAGUUCCUGGAAUUAAGUUGACUGUGUAGCCUGUGAGGGCAAGGCUUGAAUAAUGCUCCUGAAGUCAGCAACUUGAUUCCAGCAAUUGCGGCCCGAUAUUCCUCAACAAUGAGAAAACCGGAAAAGCCAUGGGAAAAAUCGUAACUUCCUCGAAUUUCGGCUAGCAAAUAAAAUAUUAAUGCAAAUAAGCCGAAUAUAAAAGCAAAACACGCAAACAAAGCUUUUUGUGUUCUUUGUAUAAAUAACUAACCAUAAAAUGUUAGCAACAGUUUGCAAAACUUACCGAUUUAUGAUUUUCUCUUAAUCCGCAAACCAAGCGGAAAGUCAAGUAAAAACAGUUGUUGUUUAUUCGAAAGAAUAGGAACUGGUUUUUUUUAUGAUUUUUCCAGCUAGUCUGAAACUAAAUAGUAAAUAAUAAUGUUGCCAUGAAUGGAAAACAAAGAUAAAGAGCCAAAGCUCAGUAUGUAUAAUAUAUAGUGUGUAUAAAUAAAUGUCUAGAUAAAUGUUAUAUUUAUAGUAAGUAUUCAUUAGAUGACUUUCCUUGAAAAGAUGAAAGAAAACAGAGCGAAAGCAGAGAAGACCGUAAACAAACCAAAUCUCCAAAGGACUUGUUAUAUUUUUAUAAGCCACAGCGCCCGAAAACUAAUAUUAUAUGUGUAAUUUGUAUUCGUAUUUGUAUAUUGACAUGUCUGUGUAUAUGUGUGUGCGAGUUAUUUAUUAUGAUUAUUAUUAUUAUUACUGACAACUGAACUUUUCGUUGCAUUGUUUUGCAUUUUGCUGUGCAAUUUUCCGUGCAAAACAAAAUAGGAUCCUAACAUUAAGCCAAGCUGACAAGCAAAUCUAGCCUCGAGUGGGCGAGACACGUAAAUGGCAAACUAAGCUACUAACUAAGUGAAUAUGAAAUUUAGAUGUAUUAUAAAAGCAAAAUAACAAACUUCAAGUUGGAAAACAAGCAGAAAAAGCAAAAAAUAAAUUCAAAAACUACA